UAAUGAUUUUUCUCAUUUCCAUAUGCUCUUCCCUUUUUAGUUCUCUUUUCCUCUUUUAACAGCCUUCUCAAAAGCACCCAUAACCGGCGGAAACAGAGGAGCAAAGAAAGAAAAGUAAAGGAUGAGACUUGCGCCUGAGAACGAUUGUUCAGAAAUGGGUUGAGACAGGCAAAAGAAACAACCCAAGCCUACAUAAUGAAAACCCAGAAACCAUACUUUAUUUUUCUCAGUUUGUAGUAAGUUUUUUAUUCUAUUCUACACUUCCUUUUUGCUGAAUUUAACGGCUCUUCGCAUUUUUAUGAACAAAAAUCCCAUUUCUUGAGAGGUAAUUUAGUUACUGAAUCAUGCUUUGAGUUCAUAAAAGUUUAGUCAGUUUACGGUUUUUAUGGAAUGUUGUUGACACUUGACAGUGAAUCUGCAAUUUUCUUAAAAGCAUUUUUUUUGUUUGAUUGAAUAGAUUCUAUCUUCCAACACGUGUUUUAAAGUAUGUGUUGUCUUCAUCAGGUAACUUAAGGCAGGUUCGGAGACGACAGUUACCAGUACCAGUUGUUUCGUAACAUAAAGUUUUAGACCGUUAGAUUAUCUCGAUAAGGUUAUUUUUAUGCCGUUCCUGCUUUGAUAUCUUCAUGUUACUAUUCAUGUUAUUAGGUCGUGUGCGUUUCCUUCACGUCAAAGCUGAAUUAUUUAUUUUUCUGUUUGUUGGUGCACCAGGAUUUAAGCACAAGGACUGAGAAGUUUCAGUACUUUAACAUUUUUUCUCAAAAUUAAAAGUGGCUGGAUUUUAAUCUUCUUAGCUGAUCCAUCCCCUCAGGACCGUCAUCCGUGGUCGGAGGUCGUCAGGAACUGGUGUUGUUGGUGGUAUUGAGUACCGAAAGUCAUGGAAACUGUGAAGCAUUCAGAUUCUGUUGGCAUGUACUCAUGGUGGUGGAACAGUCAUAUAAGCCCCAAAAAUUCAAAAUGGCUUCAAGAGAAUCUCACAGAUAUGGAUACUAAAGUCAAGCAAAUGAUCAAGCUCAUUGAAGAGGAUGCUGAUUCGUUUGCUAGGCGAGCAGAGAUGUAUUACAAGAAACGUCCAGAGUUAAUGAAAUUGGUAGAAGAGUUUUAUCGAGCAUACCGAGCAAUGGCUGAAAGAUAUGAUCAUGCAACCGGGGUGCUUCGUCAGGCUCAUCGGACAAUGGCAGAAGCAUUUCCAAACCAAGUUCCACUGGUUUUUGCAGACGAAUCACCAGGAGGUUCGGCAACAGAGGUUGAUCCCCGUUCACCUCUGACUCCACCACCAUUAUGUGGAUUAUCGGAGCCUGAUGAGUUGCAAAAGGAUGCUGUUAUGUUUGGUUCUGAUGGAGCUACAAACCAUGUAAAGUUCACAGAAAGAAGGGCAAGAAAAAGCCUCAAGUUUGAUGAUACAGAGGAGAAAGACCAAAGUCUGCAAAAUAAUGGGGGCCCUGAUCUAAGUGUUGAAGUCCCUUCUGAGUCCGAACGAGUGAGUAAGGCUGAGGUGGAAAUUUCAAACUUGAAGAAUGCUCUUGCUAGAUUAGAAGUUGAAAAAGAAGCCGGCUUACUUGAGUACCGGCAGAGUUUAGAGAGAUUGUCUAAUCUAGAGCUAGAAGUCUCUCGUGCACAAGAAGAUUCCCAGGGGCUUAAUGAACGAGCAAGUCAAGCUGAAGCCGAAGUGCUGACUUUAAAGGAUGCCCUCGCUAAAUUAGAGGCUGAAAGGGAGGCUAAUCUUGAUCGAUACCGGCAGUGCUUGGAGAAGAUAAAUAAUCUUGAGAACAGUAUAACUCAUACGCUAAAGGAUGCUGGAGAACUGAAUGAGCGAGCUGCUAAAGCUGAAAUUGAAGUCCAAACCUUAAAGCAGGACCUCACCAAAGUAGAAGCUGAAAAGAAGGACGCUGUUACUCAAUACAAGCAGUGCACAGAGACUAUUAGCAAUCUGGAACAAACAUUAUCAAAUGCUGAAGAAAGAGCCAGGAAGAUGACUGAAAGAGCAGAGAAAGCUGAAACUGAACUUGAAACUCUAAAAUUAGUGGUUCUCGAGCUGACCAAAGAUAAGGAAGCUGCUGCUCUUCAGUACCAGCAGUGCUUAGGGACGAUUUCUAGCCUGGAAAACAAACUUGCUUGUGCCCAGGAAGAGGCACAAAAGCUCCACUGUGAGAUAGACGACGAGGCUGCAAAGUUAAAAGGUGCUGAAGAGAGAUGUAGUCUAUUGGAGAGAACCAACCAAAGUCUGCAUACUGAAUUCGAGUCUUUGGUGCAAAAGAUGAGGGAUCAAAGUCAAGAGCUAACAGAGAAGCAGAAGGAAUUGGGGAGACUUUGGACAUCCAUACAAGAAGAACGCUUGAGAUUUAUGGAGGCCGAAACGACAUUUCACACUUUGCAGCAUUUGCAUUCUCAAUCUCAGGAAGAACUCAGAUCUUUGGCCACCGAGCUUCAGAAUAGGGCUCAAAAUUUACAGGACAUUGAAACACGUAAUCAUGGUUUAGAGGCUGAACUGCAGAGGGUCAAGGAUGAGAACAAAAGCCUGAACGAACUCAAUAUAAGUUCUGCAAUGUCCAUCGAGAAUAUGCAAGAAGAGAUCUUAAGCUUAAAGGUGAUUAUAGCCAAACUUGAAGCAGAAGUUGAACUUAGAGUGGACCAAAGAAAUGCUCUUCAGCAAGAAAUUUACUGUUUGAAACAGGAACUCAAUGACUUCAACAAGAGACACCGGGAAAUGACAGGGCAGCUGGAAUCUGUUGGCUUAAAUCUAGAAAACUUUGCAUCAUCUGUGAUGGAAUUGCAGGACGAGAACAGAAAGCUAAACGAUGACUGCAAAAGAGAGAGAGAUGAAAAGCUGGCCCUACUAGAGAAGUUGGAAAUCAUGGAGAAAUUUAUCGGGGAAAAUACCCUUUUAGAGAAUUCACUCUCAGAUAUGAAUGCUGAGCUAGAAAGUGUUCGGGGGAGAGUAAAGAUUUUGGAAGAAUAUUGUCACUCUCUUUUGGGAGAGAACUCCACCCUCGCCGCAGAGAAGGAUGCAGUUAUUUCUCAGUUAAAGAUUGCAACUGAGAAUCUGGAAAAGCUUUCGAAGAAGAAUAACUUUCUGGAGAAUUCCCUUUUUGAUGCAAAUGCAAAGCUCGAAGGAUUCAGAGUUAAAUUAACUAACUUAGAAAAUUCAUGCCUUUUGUUUGGUGAUGAGAAGUCUGGCCUCAUAACACAGACAGAAGGUUUGAUUUCUCAGUUGAUUGUCAGUCAAAAAAAGUUUGAAGAUUUAGAAAAAAUAUAUCAGGGCUUAGAAGAAAAAUAUUUGAGUCUGGAGAAAGAGAGAGAAUCAACAUUUUCUGAAGUGGAAGAGUUACAAAAGUUGCUAGAGGCUGAAAAGACGGAGCAUACUAGCUUUGUGCAGUUGAAUGAAACCCACGUAACUGCUAUGGAAUCUCAAAUUCAUUUUCUACAAGUGGAAAACAUUUGCAGGAAGAAAGAAUAUGAACAGGAACUGGACAAGGCCAUGAGUGCUCAGGUAGAAAAUUUUAUCUUGAAGAAAUGUGCACAAGAUCUUGAAGAAAAGAAUUUAUCCCUAUCGCUUGAGUGUAGGAAACUCUUAAGAGCCAUCAUAUUAUCAGACAAACUUAUCUCUGAACUGGAGCUCGCAAAUUCCAAAAAACAGAUGGAGAUAAAAUCCUUAUUCGAUCAAAUUACCAUACAAAGGACAGGGCUUUAUCAGAUGUCAAUGACUCUUGAGAUUGAUGCUACCCAUGGUUAUUAUGAUACGAGUAAACAAGACCAAUCAGUUCUUGACCGUGUGUAUGGAAGAUUACGGGAGAUGCAAAAUUCACUUCUAAACUCUCUGGAUGAAAAUCAACAAUUGUUAAUUGAGAAUUCGGUUCUUAUUGCUUUACUCGGGCAACUGAAAUUAGAGGUAGAAAAUCUUGCUAAAGAGAAAAAUUCACCGCACCAAGAGUUGAACAUUCGGUCUGAGGCAUUUCUGGAGCUGCAGAAAAGAGCUGAAAAACUUGUGGACAUGAAUGAAGAACUGAAAUUGAAAGUGAUGGAGGGAGGACAAAGAGAAGAAGUUUUACAGACUGAAAUACAAAGUGUUCGUGAAAAACUGUUAGUCUUGCAAAGGGAAUACCAGAGUUCAUUGGAGGAUAGCCACAGGGUGGUAGAUGAGAAAAAGUCUUUGAUGAAGGAAGUUUUAGACUUGGGCAAGGAGAAACAUAAUCUAGAGGAGGGAAACUCUGCUGUCUUUGCUGAAGCAAUAUCUGAAAGUAACACUUCUCUUAUUCUCAAGGAUAUUAUUGCUGAUAAUUUCGAGGAAAUAAAGCAUCUCACUGACAAUUUGGAUAAACUCAAAUGUCUCAAUAAUGAUCUUGAGGGAAAACUGAGAAUAAUGGAGAGAAAGUUUGAUGAUAUGCAAAUGGAAAACUCACAUCUCAAGGAUUCAAUGAGAAACUUGGAGAAUGAACUGGUGUCAGUUAGAUCUGUUGGUGAUCAGUUAAAUGAUGAAGUUUCAAAGGGAAAGGAUCUGUUGGGCCAGAAGGCGAUUGUGCUUUUGGAAGCAGAACAAAUGCUCGGUGAAAGUCAAGAGGAGAGAGCCCAAUUGCAUGAAUUUUUAGAGGAUCUUACGACUAAAUAUGAGGAGGCCAUACUGAUAGGUGAAGAUCAAAAGAAGCAAAUUCGCAAACUAUCCAGAGAUUAUGACCAUCAAAGUAAGGAAACUGAAAGCAUUCGUCGGGCUAAUCAGAAACUUGAGGUUGAAUUUGCCAAAUUGAAUGAGGAACUUGAAGAAAGGAAACAUAGGGAGGACAGUUUUAGUGUUGAACUACAAAAGAGAAGAAAUGAGGUUGAACUUUGGGAAAGUAAAGCUGCCGCAUUGUCUGGUGAGCUACAGAUUUCUACUGUCCAUGCAGCAUUGCUUGAAGAGACGGCUAAUGAGCUUAUCAAGGAGUGUGAAGUCCUUGGAAGUAAAAGUCGCUCCAAAGCUAUGGAGUUAGAAGAGCUGGAAAGAAGUGCUAGAAUCUUGAAACGUGAGAAUGAAGAAUUUAAAGUUCAGUUGGCAGCAUAUGUUCCAGCUGUUGUUUCUCUCAUGGACAGUGUCACAUCAUUGGGGAGUCGAACUCGCUUGUCUCCUAAAUUUCCCGCAGAUCAUAAUGAUGGAGAUGCUGAUUUGGCUACUGAAUCGCAUGCUGAAAAUUAUCAACGAACAGGUGAAGGCCAAAUUGCAUCAGUUGAAGAUGGUUUUCCCGACUUGCAGGGUAUCCAUAAGAGAGUUAAAUCUAUUGAAAGUGCAGUGGUGGAAAUGCAAAAGCAAGCAUCAAUCGAAAACUUAACUCUCAAUUCCAAACUAGAGACUGCCAUGAGACAGAUUGAAGAGUUAAGAUUUGGAAGCAGCUCACGUCGUGAACAAGUUAGAGCGAAGAGGCACGUGAAUGCUAGACAAGAUGGGGGGAAACUUGGCCAUGGACUUGGUAACAAUGUCAAAGCUCAGAGACCAGCAUCUGAAAUUUCUGAGGGCAGUGAAAUGAUGAUGAAAGAUAUUCUGCUUGAUCAAACAUCCGAGUGCUCAUCCGAUGGGUUAAGCAGGAGAGAAACUGCAGAGCUUGAUAAUCAGAUGCUUGAGUUGUGGGAAACCACUGACCGUGAUGGUAACAUUGCCUUGAAAGUCGGCAAGUCCCAGAAGAUGGUCGCCGCUUCAACUGGCAAUCAACGGAUUGGUACAGCAAAGGCGCGCAGGGGCAAAAAUCUCUCUACAGAAUCAAUUGUGAAGGAGUUGGGUGUUGAUAAAGAGAGCUCUAAGAGAUUUACAGAGCCUUAUCAAGAAGGAAGCAAGAGGAAGAUUUUAGAAAGACUCGAAUCGGACGCUCAAAAGUUGGGUAACCUUCAAAUAACUGUGCAGGAUCUUAAGAGGAAGGUGGAGAUAACUGAAACGGGAAAAACGGGGAAAGGAAUUGAAUAUGGUACAGUUAAACAGCAGCUAGAAGAAUCUGAGGAAACCAUCAUUCAACUAUUCGAUGUCAAUCGCAAACUGGUGACACAUGUUGAAGACCGCUCUUGGUCACUUGAUAGGAAGCCUGCGUUAGAAUCAGAUGAGAGUAGUUCUUUUAGGAGACGAAGAGUAGCAGAACAAGCUCGAAGAGGGUCCGAGAAGAUAGCGCGGUUGCAAUUGGAGGUGCAGAAAAUCCAGUUUCUCUUACUGAAACUUGAUGCAAAAGAAAGCAAAGGACCAACCAGAAUCAUGGAGCGUAAAACAAGAGUUUUAUUACGGGACUAUCUUUAUGGUGGUGUAAGAAAGAGCCAGAACCAGAAGAAGAAGAAGAAGAAACCCUUUUGUGCAUGCGCGGAACCCCCAACGAAAGGAGAUUGAGGCAGUGAUCGAUCAGUGUAGUUUUCAGUACUGAGACUUUAGUUGUACUGGCUAUAGAUCUGCCCUCCUAAGUUUUGUGCUUCACAUAUUUAUAUCCUCUUAGAGGUUAUCUUCUUCCGUAGUUUAGAGAUCCAGCCGUAUAUUUCAGGCACCAUCGAAUCAUAACAAAGUGUACUUUUGUAGCCUAAAACUUCCCUUCUCUAUAGGUUUAACUUGGCCUAAAUAUGGAUUUAAAUGGAAAUUAUUUUGUUCUAGCUCA
This is a messenger RNA of Hibiscus syriacus, 6593 nucleotides long. Its product is annotated as protein NETWORKED 1D-like. Bases 878 to 6334 code for a protein of 1818 amino acids. The transcript has 3 exons. The record is from RefSeq and is a predicted model, not a curated record. NCBI's taxonomy places the organism in Eukaryota, Viridiplantae, Streptophyta, Magnoliopsida, Malvales, Malvaceae. Gene Ontology annotation, cellular component: plasma membrane. Gene Ontology annotation, molecular function: actin filament binding.